AUGAGUCAGGUAUUUGAAGGAUAUGAGCGUCAAUACUGCGAGUUUUCGGCAAAUUUGUCAAAAAAAUGUGCAUCCGCCAGUCUCCUUGAGGGAGAGCAGAAGAAACAAAAAGUGUCUGAUAUUAAAGCUGGAUUGGAUGAUGCUGAGACUCUGAUUCGUAAGAUGGACCUUGAAGCUAGGAGUUUACCACCGAAUGCAAAGGCUAUGCUUCUUGCCAAGUUACGAGAAUAUAAGACUGAUCUGAAUAAUUUGAAAAGCGAAGUCAAAAGAAUCACAUUGGCUGGUGCUAAUCAAGCUGCUCGAGAUGAUUUAUUGGAAUCAGGAAUGGUGUCUGCUGAUCAAAGAGGAAGAUUAUUGAUGUCAACUGAGAGAUUAAAUCAGUCCAGUGACAGAAUCAAGGAAAGCAGAAGAACAAUGCUGGAAACAGAAGACCUUGGUGUCUCAAUUCUUCAAGACUUACAUCAACAGCGUCAGUCUCUCCUGCAUGCCAACAAUACGCUUCAUGGGGUCGAUGACAAUGUAGGCAGAAGCAAGAAGAUACUGACUUCAAUGUCAAGAAGGAUGAGCAGGAACAAAUGGAUCAUUGGCUCCGUUAUUGCAGUCCUAAUUCAACAUUUCUUCAGAAUACAACAGCAAAUACUAUUGAAGUGCAUAGUUUCCUGCCCGAAUCCUCAACCUGUAGGUGAGAACCUUGAUCAAACUGCUCCACAUGAUCUGGCAUUCUCGAAGGAAAACCCAGCAACGCAAUUGGAUGAAUGCUCAAAAUUUAAGUCAAUAUUACCCAGAGAUGCCAGUUCAAAUUUUUCCACGAGCUAUACUGCAACAUAUAGAGUAGGCCAAGGAACAGGGUUCUUUGGAGACAAAGCUUUUCUAUUGGCAGAGGAACUAACAUAA
Messenger RNA from Ilex paraguariensis (yerba mate), 894 nucleotides. The record is from the annotation of a GenBank genome assembly. Lineage: Eukaryota; Viridiplantae; Streptophyta; Magnoliopsida; Aquifoliales; Aquifoliaceae.